This is a messenger RNA of Dreissena polymorpha, 1553 nucleotides long. RefSeq names its product probable cysteine desulfurase. The transcript has 11 exons. The record is from RefSeq and is a predicted model, not a curated record. Lineage: Eukaryota; Metazoa; Mollusca; Bivalvia; Myida; Dreissenidae. The coding region runs from base 1 to 1539 and encodes 512 amino acids.
AUGAGUGUAGCAAACGGGAAAAGCUUCAGAAACGAGCCUCAGAAAACUGAUGUGGAUACUGAUUAUGAAGAGGUCAUAACAGUGAUAAAAAAGAGGGUUGGUGGUGGUUACAAGUAUAUCGAAGUUAAACGUGAAAAGCCGAUUAAGAGGCGGACAAAACGCUUGCUCAGGAACAACGAGUCAAAAACCAGCGGAGACGAAAUGGAAAAAGAGGACGGGCCAGAAAAAUUUACUGAUGAGGUGAUAAAUUGCGAGGACAGAAUACGGUUUGACGAAUAUCCUAUUCUUAAAUACAUCCAAGAAAAUGUCAUCGGCCACAAUCUGACUAUUCUGGGACCGUUUGGUGUAAAAAAGGUGAUCUACUGCGACUACACUGCUUCCGGGCGGUCACUGGCAUUUAUUGAGGACUACAUUCGGAACUUUGUUCAGCCUUUCUACGCCAACACUCACUCGGAGACAGGAAGAAACUCUAGACAGACUUCAAAAUUUCGUGAAGAAGCACGAUCCAUCAUCAAACGCUGCGUGAACGCCGACAAGGACGACGUUGUUAUAUUUACCGGAAGUGGAGCAACGGCCGCCAUCCACAAGCUAUGCUGGGGGCUUAAAAUAAACAUGCCAAGGGUGGCAGAGGAAACGGUUGUCUUCUCUGGACCCUAUGAACACCACUCUAACAUGCUGCUGUGGAAAGAAUUUGGGGCCACGGUUGUGCGUAUACGAGAUACGCAAGACGGUGUCAUCGAUAUUGAGCAUCUGGAAAAGGAACUCAAAUUCUGGAAGGAAAAAAAGCGACAAAUGCUGGUUUGCGUCUCUGCCGCCAGUAAUGUAACGGGCAUCAUAACGGAUACGGAGGAGGUCGCUAUUGUUGCCCAUCGCUACGGCGCCUUUGCUGCAUUUGACUAUGCUGGUGGAGGACCUUACCUCAAGAUAGACAUGAACCCAUCGAAACAAGGGUAUUAUUUGCUUGACCUAGAUCUUUCUAAAGACGCCGUAUUUAUAAGUCCCCACAAGUUUGUCGGCGGUCCUGGUACGCCAGGGAUUGUAGUGGCUAAGAAAUGGAUGUUCCGGAACACCGUUCCUGAGCGCGUGGGUGGCGGCACUGUAACAUAUGUAUCCAGGGAUUUUCACAUGUACACACAUGACAUUGAGGGACGAGAAGAGGGCGGAACUCCGGCAAUCAUCGAGUCCAUCAGGACAGGUCUCGUCUUCCAACUCAAAGAGGCUGUUGGGGAAGAUGUCAUUCUCAAACGGGAUCAGGACCUUUGCUGCCGAGCGUUUGGGGUGUGGGAAAGGAAUCCAAAUUUGAAAAUCCUUGGGAACCACCGCGUAGAGAGGAUCACAAUAUUCUCAUUUAUCGUGAUUCACGAGGGUACCAACAAGUUCAUCCACUACAAUUUUGUGUCCACCCUCCUCAAUGACCUGUUUGGCAUCCAGUCCCGGGGAGGUUGCGUGUGCGCCGGUCCUUACGGUCACGACUUACUUGGCAUCACAGAGACGAUGGCGAAACGCCUGAAGUGGUUCACGCACACCCAACCAGGGUAGGUGACACCAUUGAA